AUGAAACUAUUUCCAGCAAAAACUAGUGCCAACAACAGUAAAGGCAAGAAUGGAAAUUGUUUGGCAUCAAGGAAAUCGUCCUCCGAUUUAAAAACACUUGUUCCCUCGGCAGAUGCGUCAGCUAUUUCACCAGACGAAAUUGUUUCCGCAGAUGUUUCUUCUAUCAUAACUGUCGAAGGUGGAAAAGUUGAUACGGACCAUUCUACAAUAGCAGAAACCCAAAACAGUACCACUUCCGAAGUCAGUCCUAAAGAGUUACUCAAAAACAGCCUUAUAAUUUUGAUUAUUGGCCCACCUGGAGCCUGCAAAAAUGAAAUUGCUCAACUUGUUGCAGUAAAAUAUGGAUUUUUUUACAUAAGUAUGGGAGAGUCAUUACGACAGAAGGUUUCCAAAAAUCAGGAUGACGAAUUAUGGAAAAAAAUUGGUGAAAAAAUGAACAUUGGCGAUCCCAUCCCAAUGAAAAUUUGUCGCAAUGUUCUAUAUAAUGAAAUGCUUGAAAAUGGAAGCCAAAAUUCAGGUUUUAUUAUCGUAGGUUAUCCAAGAACACAGCAACAAGCUAAGGAUUUUUUGGCCCAAGUAUGA
Dracunculus medinensis (Guinea worm) is the source of this 582-nucleotide messenger RNA. The record is from the annotation of a GenBank genome assembly. Lineage: Eukaryota; Metazoa; Nematoda; Chromadorea; Rhabditida; Dracunculidae.